This is a messenger RNA of Sungouiella intermedia, 2133 nucleotides long. The record is from the annotation of a GenBank genome assembly. Lineage: Eukaryota; Fungi; Ascomycota; Pichiomycetes; Serinales; Metschnikowiaceae.
AUGUACCUGAAGAAAGCCGGCCACCAUCCCAAGCCGUCGAAGCUUCACCAGGGCAGAAAACAGAACCAAAUGAAAGAUGACUUGCCAACCCCCACUGUGGUGCAGCUGGAGUCGGCAACAGUGCUGAAGGAGGUCCAAUAUGAGGAGUAUUCUAGAAUUAGACAAAGAUUGAACGAGAAGAGUAAACAGCAACAGCAACAAAAGCUGAAGCGAGCAAAGCCUUCUGGUGGCCAGAAGAGUGAUAAGUCCACAGGCGUAUCAAGGAAGGCUAACAAAGAGGAGAAUAUUAAGAUCAGUAUUCCAACUUUUGUCACAGUGUCUAAUUUAUCGACCAUCAUGAAUGUUCCUUUGAACACGCUCUUGAGCAAAUUGGAGACACUUGGAUUCGAAGAUAUGACUCACAAUUAUAUUUUGGAUAAGGAGAAUGCAUCGCUUAUUGCCGACGAGUUUGGAUUUGAUGUGACCAUGAGUGAUGAAACUGGACUUGAUCUUUUCCCAGCUCCCGAGGAUGCUCUGAAGUUGAAGCCGAGACCACCAGUUGUGACCAUCAUGGGCCAUGUAGAUCACGGAAAAACCACCAUUCUUGACUAUUUGCGGAAAUCUUCCAUUGUUCAAGGAGAGUUUGGAGGCAUCACGCAACACAUUGGAGCAUUUUCUGUCGUUACGCCUAUUUCCAAAAAGAAUAUCACAUUUUUGGAUACCCCGGGUCAUGCAGCAUUUUUGAGUAUGAGAGAAAGAGGCGCAAUCGUCACAGACAUCAUUAUUUUGGUUGUUGCAGCUGAUGACUCAGUGAUGCCUCAAACUAUCGAGGCUAUCAAGCACGCGAAGAAGUCAGGAGUUCCCAUUAUUGUUGCCAUUAAUAAGUGUGAUAAGCACGGUGUCAAGAUUGAUAAAGUUCUCGGUGACCUUGCCAGAUAUGAGAUCGACGUUGAAGACUACGGAGGAGAAACCCAAACUGUGCAAGUCAGUGGAAAAACUGGAAUGAAUAUGGACAAACUAGAGGAGGCCGUCAUCACUUUGAGUGAGCUUAGUGAGUUCAAGGCUGAAGCAGUGGGAAUUCCUGCUGAAGGCUGGAUCAUCGAGUCUGAAAUGAUGAAAGGUUUGGGUAACGUUUCUACAGUUUUGGUCAGAAGAGGUACUGUCAAGGUGGGAAGUUUUUUGGUUGCAGGAACAACCUACUGCAAAGUCAGAGGUAUGAGGGAUGAGAGAGGAAAGCCGGUCAAGCAGGCGGGCCCAUCGACUCCAGUUCAAAUUUGGGGCUGGAAAGAGCUUCCACACGCUGGAGAUCAGAUUUUGGAGGCCAAAUCGGAGCAGGUAUGCAGAAAGGUGAUUCAAAACAGAGAGAGCCGCAGAAAGCAGAUCCAGGCCGCCAAGGAUAUUGAGACAAUCAAUGAAAAGAGACAAGAGGAAGUGAAGGAAUUGCAGAGACAGGAGAGAAUCAACGAACUCAAGAUGGCCGGUUUAGAUCCUUCAGAGUUGAUGGGUGCAGAUGAAGACGGCGCCAAGCAGGAGACUGUGAAAUACAUCAUCAAAAGUGACGUCUUUGGAUCUGCAGAGGCAAUCAAGGAGAGUAUUGACGGUUUGGGUAACGAAGAGGUCAAGGCAGUGGUGAUUUCCCACGAGGCAGGAGCACCUACCGAGUCCGACUUGGAUACGGCUGAAGCUCUUGGAGCCAAAAUCUUGUGCUUCAACACUAAAAUUCCUAAGGCAGUGCAGAGUAAAGCUGACAAAUUGGGAGUGCAAAUGAAUGAACACAAUAUAAUCUACAGAUUGAUUGAAGAAGUUACGCAGGAGCUCACGGCCAAGUUGAAGCCACAUAUCGAGAUUAAGGUUUUGUCGGAAGUGGAACUCCGGAGUGUUUUCAAGAUCACUACGAAGAACAAGUCCACCAUCAAGAUUGGUGGUUGCAAAGUGAUGAGUGGAACCUUGAAGAGAGCAUCUAAGGUGAGAGUGAUGAGAAAGGGUGAGAUAGUGUUUAGUGGAAAUCUCUCAUCCUUGAAGCAUGUGAAACAGGAUAUUUCCGAAGCAGCCAAGGGUUUGGAAUGUGGAAUUGCGUUUGAGAAUUGGGAUAAGUUCGAGGAAGGUGAUGUCGUGGAGGCAUUUGAGGAGAUUGAGAUUCCUCGCUACUUGUAA